Molecule: messenger RNA, 3213 nt
Organism: Rubroshorea leprosula
Lineage: Eukaryota; Viridiplantae; Streptophyta; Magnoliopsida; Malvales; Dipterocarpaceae
Source: the annotation of a GenBank genome assembly
CUCGUCGUCGUCGAUCGUCCGACGGACCGAAAGUCGGAAAACCAGAAGAAGAGUUGAGCAUAAGCUUCAAUGGAGUUCAGGCGUCGAAAUUACGUUGCGGAGAAAGAAUCCCAUGCUCUCCCUCGAUCAAGCGCCGAACAUCACCCUCUCUCUGCUUCAGCUCCAUCUCCAUCUCUCCACCACCAGGCUGAAGAUGUUGCGGUGGAAGAUAGAGCUAAUGAUUUCUUUGAUCCACUUAGAGCACCCGAUGCCAAUACGGCGGCUUCUCUCGACGACCUUCAAGACUUUGACUCUCCUUCUGCCGAAAACGAAGCUGCUGCUCAAGUUCAAGCGAAGGAAUGGACAUCCUUUAAGCGACUCUUGAUGCAGAGGUUUCCGGUGUCCAAAAUGGUCUCAAUAUCCUCGAUGUCCAAUGUGAUAGUGAGAAGUGGAAAAGCAAGUAUGCACCUUGAGGAACUGGAUGAGCCAGAACAGGGAAGCAAGGUCAUCACUCGGCAGGAAUAUGUGUCACGGUUACAUGAGCUUAAAGAUGAAAUAAAUCGUGCUUGGCAUGCUGAAGAUCGUGUUACGGGUUUGAAGUUAUCUAUUAAGGUUGCCAAGCUUCUGUUGGAUACAUCAGUUUCAAAUUUUUAUCCUACACUGUUUGUCCUUGCCACAGACAUAUUGGACAUGGUUGGUGACAUGGUAUGGGAACGCAUCGAGCAGAAAGCUGAGUUUGCUGAAGAUGGAACCAGACAUUCCUUGCCAGAGAAUUUUGAAGCUAGUGAUGUCUGUUUUGAAGCCAAAGAAACUUGCAAUAACUGGUUUUGCAAAGUUGGUUCCAUCCGGGAGCUCCUUCCUCGCAUUUAUUUGGAGCUGGCAAUUUUGCCCUGCUGGCAUUUCCUGCUUGACCAGCCAAUAGAGAGUCUCCAGCGCCUUGUUAUGAUGACAAGAGGCUUAGCAGAUCCAUUGGCAUCUGCCUACUGUCGCCUAUAUCUUGCCCAUUGUGCCCAGAAGCUGCGCUUAAAUGACACUGGGUAUCUAGCUACAUGUGUUAAUGACAUCAAAAUUCUGGUGAUGCAAAUAUCGUCAACAAAGAAAACUUCACAUGGUCAUGCUGACAAAAAAAGGUUGCUUGUUAAUCUGAUGGAACCAGCUAUUGAGUUUAUUAUGAAAUGCAUAUUCAAGGAUGUAUCUCAGAGGCAAGUGUACAAAGUUCUGGUGGAGCUUGGGUUAGGAAGGAACCAAGGGGAGUUGUUUGGCAGUUCUCCAUGUGUCUCAAUUGUUCUUCAACAUUUACUGAAGGAACUUCCAACUAAUAUGGUCAACUCUCAUGCCAUGGAUAUCCUUCAACUCAUCAAGUGCAGCAAUGAUUAUUCCUAUAAUCAGUCUUUGAAUUACAGGUUGCUUGGACUCAGGCUUUGUGAAAGGAGAUUUCAAAUUGCCAAUUAUAAUGCUGUUAUAGAUGAAGUUAUUCAGGUAGUCUCCCAAUAUGGACUUGAUGAGUACCUAAAGGUUGUGGAUGCUUUUCUUGAUAUUAUUCUUCAAAAUCAGAUGGAUAGUCAUUUAGACACCAUCUUGGAAAGAAUUUCAGAGUUAGCUUGUGGUAAAGAGAUUGUUGAAGAUGAACUAGCAAGCUUGGAAUCUAUCUUGGUGAAGCUUCUUUCUCAUUUCAAGGACUUGGAAGAUGUAUUUGCUUUGAACCAUUUUCUUGAGAUCCUUGAUAUGAUGCAUGGAAGCUCUCUCAGCAUUGUCAAUAUGCAUAUACUUGAUAAGGCAACAAGGAUGGGUUAUCUUCGUGAGCCAACCACCAUACAAUUGCUUUUUGAAAUUGCUCAGGCACUACAUAAUGAUAUUGAUCUUGCAAACAUUAAAACUGAUGAUAACCAACAGCAAGCACGACUAAUUUCUCGUUUUGUACGUUUGGUUGACCAUGAGACAGAAUUUGAAAGGCAUUUAGCAUUUCUAGUUGAAUGUCGUGGGGCUUUUGCUGGCAUAAAUGAGCUUAAGGAAACUAUUGUUCAUGCUAGUAACUCCAUAGCUACUAAAGCUCUUAAUGAUGGGAAAAAAAACCUCAGCUUUUUCAGAUCUUGCAUAGCAUUUAGUGAAGUUACAAUUCCUUCUAUUUCUUCUCACAUCAAACAGCUGCAUCUGUAUUUAGAAACUGCUGAGGUUGCUUUGUUAGGUGGUUUAUUUGCUCAUUCAGAUGGACUGAUAGAUUCAGCAAUCAACUGUUUACAGAAUAUAGACUUGAAUGAAGGCUCUCGAAUUCAAGCUGAUAGUGAUGGGAUACUCUCCUCUAUUCAAAAAUUAUGCAGCUUCUUAGUUGUUGUUCCAGAUAAUCCUGAACAAGGAGUUUUGCAUGUUCCAAAGCAUGUUCUGUCAAUGAUUUAUUCCCAAUCAUGGCCACCCAGAAUAAAGGCAAAGAUAUUUUGUGGGAUUGUUUCUUUGUUAGCAACACUUUCUCAGCAGAGGCUCCCAUACCGUGCAGACCAUCCUGAGGUUCUAUGCAAUGACAUACUGUUCUUUGGUGAUUCAUCUUACAUGCAUGAACUUAUCUCCUUGACUGAGUCUGUUCUUCAGGACCUUGUUGAUGUGAUUGAACAAGAGCCUUCCAGGGCUGCUCGUGGAAGCAUGGCACUCGAAAUUUGCAACCACCUAGCAUCAUCUUGCAAAGUAGGUCCCUGUAUCCCGUUCUGCAGCAACUUAUAUUUUUUCUCAUUAAAAAUACCUUACUAAAUUUCAACGAAAUGACUAGUGAAUGAGUUAUAUGACUGGGCCUAAAACUGAUGCGCUGUGAUUUGCCUGCUAUGCAAAUUACUACUGUCCCUCUAGUUACACUAGCCGGAACAACUAUGUAGAUAAAGUAAACUUGCAAAGAAGAUCAUUAAAUUACACUUGUUGUUUUGCGCUUUACUUUUGUUAUCAAUUUAUCCUUGUGCAGGUAAAUGACUCUGUACUACCAGUUUGCUCCAAACUGAUCGAAACAGCCCAAUCGUGCUUGAGUGCAAAUGACCAAUAUCUGAAGUCCACAAUCAGUUUUCUGGAAAAGAACAUGUGGAUAAAUUCUAUGCUCUCACCCUCUAUAACCAUCUAAUCUACAUGGAAGGACAUUCUUUAUGUCUUUUCACCACAUAAACUAUGCUCUCAUUUAGGGAAAGCAUUUUUCCUACUGUAUUGCUUGUAAACAUAUUCAUUUCCUUUACUUGCAAUAAAUAAAGCUCAAAUUCAAUA